CUGUCAUAUGUGUGAAAAGUCAGCGACUCUUUCUCUUUCUACUUUCAUCUCUUUCUUCCAAACCCUAAAAACUGUCUCUUUCAACACCCCUCAAGAACUCAUCUCCACAUGUAAACAAAAAAGUAAAAGCAACAUCAGCUGCAUCUUCAUUCUUCAAACCUUCACGUCUGUUUGGUGCAAAAACCACAGAAAUCUGGUUGUUCAUAGCAAAUUUUUCUUGAGGUUGAUUCUUGAUCUUCUUUCCAUUGGUUGACAAUGGAGAACAACUAUCUUGGUGAUUUAGCGGAUAUUUUCCGGCCAGGCAGUGUAAACUCCGGCGAUCCUCCGGGGGUUUCAGAUUGGCAAUACUUUGAUCAAUCUGAUCAAGAACCACAGAUGAUCCAAAAGUCAACAAGAAUCCAUGAUCAAGCUGGUUUUGGUCAACCCUUCACGAGUCUUCUUGCAGAUCCACUCGUUCAUGAAGGAACUUCAAUUCCAUGCUUCUUUGGAAACAGUUUAGAUGAACUUGAACAACCUACUCCAGCAGCAAGAACACCUUUAGGGUUUGAUCAUGAUCGCAAGAUCAAGGAUAACCAUAACCAUAACCAUAAUCAUAAUAUAUUUUCAAAGAUGCUGCAGAUUUCACCAAAUGCUGCAAAGUCAACUUUUUCUUCAAAUAAUGAUAUCAUCACAUCUUCUUCUAAUUCUUCUUCUGCUGCUGCUGCUUCAUCAAAACGUUGCUUGCUGGAAACUUCCUCCACCACCUUACAGAUCUCAUCCCCGCGAAAUCCGGGCAUCAAGAGAAGGAAGAGUCAGGCGAAGAAAGUAGUGUGCAUACCGGCUCCAGCACCUGCAAAUAGUAGACCCACCGGCGAAGUGGUGCCGUCGGACCUUUGGGCCUGGAGGAAGUACGGCCAGAAGCCUAUUAAAGGGUCUCCAUAUCCAAGAGGCUAUUACAGAUGCAGUAGCUCGAAGGGUUGCUCAGCAAGAAAACAAGUGGAAAGAAGUCGCACAGACCCUAACAUGUUGGUCAUCACCUACACCUCUGAACACAACCAUCCAUGGCCUACUCAAAGAAACGCCCUCGCCGGCUCCACAAGAACUCCGCAACCACCAAAGUCCACCACCACCACGGAACAACCACCACAAAUAGAAACAACAGAAGAUGAAGGAUCAACCCUAGUGGGGGUAAGGCUUGAGGUGAAAGAUGAAUUACAAGUAUUGGAAGGAAAUUUUCCUGCUCAAGGGUACCGACCGGAGUUGCCGGAUCAAGGUGGAGGUGGUGGUGGUCAACCGGACGAUUUCUUUUCAGGUUUAGGAGAGAUAGAGGUUGAUCCCAUAAGCAUGUUGUUGAACCAGGGUUUCUUGGGUGGUGAAGAAGAAGCAGAAAAUUAUAACAAGGAUUUGGAUCCUUUUGGUUGAUAUUAACAAACAAAAUUUGGAUUGAUUAAUUUCCCCAAAAGAAAUUUUAUUCAUUUGGUGUUGUAUUAUCGAG
Messenger RNA from Lactuca saligna, 1474 nucleotides. The record is from the annotation of a GenBank genome assembly. NCBI's taxonomy places the organism in Eukaryota, Viridiplantae, Streptophyta, Magnoliopsida, Asterales, Asteraceae.